AUGGUUUUGGGUGACGGGGAUUUGAGGCUUUAUCUGGAUAACUAUCAGCAUAAAGAGCAAUUUCACCAAGAUGACAGGUGGUCCAAGGAUCAUUAUGAUCGAAAGAAAAGACAAGCGGAGUGGGAUUUUAGUAAAGACAGUUUCUUCUGUGAUGUACCAGGUGACAGCUAUUCCCGAAUCGUAUUUGCCUCUGCAGAGGGAAAGAACUUGUGGAAUAUACAGGCAAUAAAAUCCAUGUGCAAUUUUGACAAUACACGGGUUCGCUCCCAUCCCCAGUACUUGGAUCUGUGUCAGCGCACCACUGCUGCCUCCUGCUGUCCCAGCUGGACGCUUGGGAACUACAUAGCCAUGCUUACUAACAAGUCCUCCUGUCAAAAGAUCUCAGAGCGAGAUGUUUCCCACACCCUGAAGAUCCUGCGGUCCUGUGCAAAGUAUUACCACAACGGCACUCUUGGUCCCGAGUGCUGGGACAUGACGACCCGUAAGAAGGACCUCAAGUGUGGCAACGUGCCACGGAAGUGUACAAAAUACAAUGCCAUAUAUCAGAUUUUUCACUUUUUGGUGGACAAAGACUUUCUGAAUCCAAAGAACACGGACUACCUUCCGCCUAACCUCAAGUGCAGCAUGCUCUUCUCCCCAACGGAGAAAGGUGAAACAAUGAUGAACAUUUACUUGGACAACUUUGAGAACUGGAACUCCUCGGAUGGGAUCACGACCAUCACAGGAAUAGAAUUUGGCAUCAAACACAACUUAUUUCAGGACUACCUUCUGACGGAUACCAUGUAUCCAGCAAUAGCUAUUGUUAUUGUGUUGGUGGUCAUGUGCAUCUACACAAGAUCAAUGUUCAUCACCCUUAUGACAAUGUUUGCCAUUAUCAGUUCGCUGAUCGUCUCGUACUUCCUGUACCGUGUAGUCUUCAACUUUGAUUUCUUCCCCUUCAUGAACCUCACCGCGCUCAUCAUACUGGUUGGAAUUGGCGCCGACGAUGCAUUUGUGCUCUGCGAUGUCUGGAACUACACAAAGUUUGACAAACCCAAUUCCGAACUCUCUGAAACAGUCGGCGUCACGCUUCAGCACGCGGCACUCUCAAUGUUUGUCACCAGCUUUACCACAGCCGCUGCCUUCUAUGCCAACUACGUGAGCAACAUCACUGCCAUCCGAUGCUUUGGUGUGUAUGCUGGUACUGCUAUCCUGGUUAACUACAUACUGAUGGUCACCUGGUUGCCAGCUGUGGUGGUCCUACAUGAGCGGUACCUGGUCAACCUCUUAACAUGUUCUCGGUCACAACACCACCAGACGGAGGGUGCUACAACGUUUUGGACAAGCCUGUACCAGAUGGUCAACAAGUGUCUUUUUAGCAUUUCAGAGGCCUGUCGGAUUUUCUUUGAGAAAGUUUUGCCUUGCAUCGUGAUCAAGUUGCGCUACUUGUGGCUCUUGUGGUUCUUGGCGAUGAUGGUGGGUGGUGCAUACGUUGUUUGCGUAAAUCCCAAGAUGAAACUGCCUUCUCUGGAGCUGUCGGAGUUUCAGGUUUUCCGCUCUUCCCAUCCCUUUGAACGCUACGAUGCGGAGUACAAAAAACUCUUCAUGUUUGAACGGGUCAACCACGGGGAAGACCUCCACAUGCCAAUCACCAUCAUUUGGGGAGUUACUCCAGUUGACAGCGGAGAUCCGCUAAACCCCAAAAAUAAGGGUAAACUAACACUUGACACAACCUUCAACAUUGCGAGUCCUGCAAGUCAGGUAUGGAUUCUCAAUUUUUGCCAGAAGCUUAGGAACCAGAGCUUCGUGUUCCAGUCUGAGGAGCAAGACUUCACAAGCUGCUUCAUGGAGACUUUCAAGCAAUGGAUGGAAAACCAAGACUGUGACGAGGCUUCCGUCUAUCCCUGUUGUAGUCAAUCCACAUUCCCUUACCGACAAGACGUCUUUGAGUUGUGUAUCAAACGGGCAAUUAUGGAGCUUGACCGAAGCACCAUCUACCACCUUGACAGCAAGACUCCAGGGCCAAGGUUUGACAUCAAUGACACAAUUCGAGCAAUUGUGCUCGAGUUUCAAAGUACCUACCAUUUCACUCUGGCAUACGAGAAGAUGCAUCAGUUUUACAGAGAAGUGGAUGCUUGGAUUCAGGAGGAGCUGACUGAUGCUCCUGAAGGACUAAGCUAUGGAUGGUUUGUAAGCAACCUGGAGUUCUAUGACCUGCAGGACAGCCUAUCAGAUGGGACUCUUAUCGCUAUGGCACUGUCGGUGGUGGUGGCCUUCAGUGUUAUGCUCCUGACCACCUGGAAUAUCAUCAUCAGCCUCUAUGCCAUCAUAUCCAUUGCCGGAACCAUAUUUGUCACAGUUGGGUCGCUGGUGCUCUUGGGUUGGGAACUAAAUGUGCUCGAAUCAGUGACCAUCUCAGUUGCUGUAGGCCUCUCUGUGGACUUUGCUGUCCAUUAUGGAGUGGCGUACCGCCUUGCACCAGAACCGGACAGGGAAGGAAAGGUGCUAUUCUCCUUGAACAGAAUGGGCUCGGCUAUAGCGAUGGCAGCACUCACAACCUUUGUAGCCGGUGCGAUGAUGAUGCCAUCCACAGUUUUGGCCUACACUCAACUGGGCACGUUUUUGAUGCUAAUCAUGUGCAUUAGUUGGGCAUUUGCUACGUUUUUCUUUCAAUGCAUGUGUCGCUGUUUGGGACCUCAGGGCACCUGUGGACAGAUUCCUUUGCCAAAGAAACUCCAGUGCUAUGCCUUUUCAGAGCACACAUCUGAAAACCAAUCUAAUCCGAACCAAGGUAAACUCGGUGCUUGCUACACAACCAAGUACCAGAUAGAUAACGCAAGAAGUGAGGGUCGACACGAACACUAUGAGCUUGAGCCCUUGGCGUUGAAUGUCAGGAAUGAGGAAAAGGCCUCGGAUGAGGAACAGGAAGCAUGUACACAGUUGCACAAUGGCAUCACUUCUCAUCACUCAACCUUCAAAAGCUGCACCGACCCAGGAGAACCCAGUCCUGAGAUUGAAAAUGGCUUACCAGGCACAGAGCUUUCACAUCUUCAUCAAUUUGCGUACAGUACAAGGGGCGCCUGUGAGAACUCCAUGCAUCAGUAUAUGAGGGAGCGACAAAGGACUCCCUACCGUCCUUGCAGCCAAUCUCGAGAAACCCCAUGCCCUGGUAAACAGACCAAUCACUUACCUGUGGGUCAGAACCUUCGGUCCUCACGGGAUACAGUGCACACUCCCGCUGACUGCUACGUAAACUGUGGCCACUUCCAACAUUGCUCACAGAGCCAAACAUCAAGGCCAGCCCCUCACAGAUGUUUCCCUGGGGGCUACAGCAUGCACGCAGUGCAACUUUUGCAUCAGGCACUGUCGUCCGAUACUGCAGUGCACGACGGGUCCCACAUCAAUGUGUGUGGCCCCAAUUCACCUCUACCAGAGAGCCAGAACUUUCCAGCUCCUAUUCAGUUUCCAGAUGUUCAGCGCUGUGCUUUACCUGACACAACUCGGGUCUGUACUGUUAAUCACGAUACACAGAAGACAGGGGGCCUAGCAUUAAAUUCCCUGACCCCUCACAAAAUACCAUGGAACCAUAUAAAAACAAAAGUAAAUGGCACUUGUGUUUUGCUGCAGGACAGUCGUGAGAUUCGUGAAGCGAUUCCAGUGGUACGGGAAGGAAGUGUCAAAUGCAAUCUGAGUAACAAAGACAAUAAUGAAAGGGCAGAGCCUGUAUCUCCCAAAAAAAUUAACUGUUUUAAAAAGACUGUAAAAGCGAAGUGCAAUUCUGUAGAGUUUCACAAACCAAAAACCAGCGUGCCUACUAUUGCCGUUAAUUCAAAAGCCUCAUCUGAGAGUUUAUGCUAACAUUUAAAAUGAGAGCGUUAGAUUGAGAUAUCAGAACAUAUUGCCAUAUUAAGAUUUAGCACAGAAAAGCAACUGGUUGUUUCCUGACAGGAAAGAGUUUCUUGACAUUAUGUGCAUGGGAAUCCUGACAUGACGUCAAGGAAAACUUUUGUCUGAUUUAAGAGGACACUAUUUUGACCCACUGGCUGGUAUUUGUGACAUCUGUUUUAGAUAAUGUUUUUAAUGUCUGGCCACAGGCCAUCACUUUUUCAUGGGAACAGAAAAACAUAAUCAGAAUUAUUUUCCUGCACAUUUUAUAUGAACUUGUAUAUAUUUUAUGUAUGUGUGUUGUGUAUGUAUUUGAGUCAUGCACUUUUUUGUUGAUGCUGAUUUGAAUGUUUCGCUUAUAAAGUUUUUAAUACUUCACAAGCAAACUUCAAUAGUUUCUGUGAUGGUGAAUUGAAAGACUCAUUGUGCUUUCUUUCAAAGUCGUCUCCUUUUUUCCAGUUUCUUAGAUAAAAUCGCCUCUUCCUGCAGUGCGCAAACAUUUACAUUAGCCUCAGGACUUCAGGGAAAUUGAGUCAGUUUAUGUGACUUAACACAAAAGAAAAUGGUUUUUGUC
Molecule: messenger RNA, 4438 nt
Organism: Sinocyclocheilus rhinocerous
Lineage: Eukaryota; Metazoa; Chordata; Actinopteri; Cypriniformes; Cyprinidae
Product: protein dispatched homolog 1-like
Exons: 4
Coding region: 1-3837 (1278 amino acids)
Biological process (GO): smoothened signaling pathway
Cellular component (GO): membrane
Molecular function (GO): peptide transmembrane transporter activity
Source: RefSeq, a predicted model, not a curated record